AUGGGACUGUCCGAAUUCUUCCAUAGCGUUUGGGACUUCGUGUGUCGGCCUUUCGAGGACUGUACCAGUUGCUGCGAUGUACUAGACCCCGACUACUACCGCAAGACAUCGCCCGGUGUGCACAGGUCUCCGCAGAUGUUCAACCGCUGGGAGCACGGCGUCAAGUACAAUAUCACCUCGUCUCGCCCUCCGUCGUCGGGAUCACGCUCGGAUUCGCCCUCAAAUUAUUCGUACGAGGAAGAAGAGGAGGAGAGGCAGGUGCAGUUCUUGUUCUACGGCGGCAGCGAUCCCCCCACGCCCACAUCAGUAGGAGACCUGUAUCCGAGCGGCGGGUAUCGCAGCGACAUGAUCUCUAAUUACGUGGAACCUAUGAGCCCGGCAGCGUCGAUUGAAUCACCUCGAAUUAGCCAUGAGAUGCCGUGCUUCUUCUCGCCGAGGAACACACCGCUACAGUCUCCAAUGUCAGCACCGAUCUACUCUCCGCAUCUCUUUAAAAUCUCCGAACAGCGAAUGUCGCGACGCAGUACAGGUUACUACAACAUGCGCUACUCCAGGUGA
Phytophthora infestans T30-4 is the source of this 558-nucleotide messenger RNA. RefSeq lists its product as uncharacterized. Bases 1 to 558 code for a protein of 185 amino acids. The transcript has 2 exons. NCBI's taxonomy places the organism in Eukaryota, Oomycota, Peronosporomycetes, Peronosporales, Peronosporaceae. The record is from RefSeq and is a predicted model, not a curated record.